AUGGAUUCCGAUGACGAUCGCUCCGUGGAGUUGUCUUCGAUUGAAGCAAUAUACCCGGAAAUCAAAAUUGACCCAUCGACUCCCUUCCGAGCAUCGUUGGAUAUCCCUGUGAAGCCCUCGACACCCCUACGAGUUUGCUUUGAGCAGUAUGCAGAAGCUGGGUCGCCCACUGUUCUGACUCCUCCAAAUUCUCUGGGGGCUGCCGAAGUUGCACCUACGACGAAACCCGGCGACAACACCGGAAACGAUGUACACUUCCUUCCUCAUCUUCCUCCGAUUGCUCUCGCUGUCGAUCUUCCUGAAGGCUAUCCUUCCCUGCAGCCACCUAUUGUCAACAUCAGCACCGAUCCGCCAUGGCUUCCUUCUUCGAUUGUUUCGGGUCUUCUAGAUGAUGUGAAACGCCUCUGGGAAGAAUGUGGGAGGGACCUGGUCAUUUUUACGUACAUUGACCAUCUUCAACAGCUCGCUGAGACGGCUUUCGGGAUCCAAGAUAUCCCGGAUGGCGAAAUACGGCUUCCCCGUGAGCUCAAGAUUUCUCUACUGGACUUUAACAACAAGGCCGAGAAAGAGAAAUUUGAACAGGAAACCUUCGAGUGCGGUAUCUGUUUGGAGCCCAAGAAAGGUGCCAUUUGUCACCGGUUGCUCCUCUGCGCUCACGUGUUCUGCGUGCCCUGCCUUCAGGACUUUUACAACACAUGUAUUACAGAGGGUGAUGUGGACAGUAUAAAAUGCCUGACACCCAACUGUGGCAAGGAGCAAAAAACCGAGCAAAAAACCGCUUCAAACGGGGAAGUCCAAGUGAAGAAACGGAAAAAGAACGACCGAACAUUGAGUCCCAGCGAGCUUCUCCAGAUCCCAUUGGAGCAGGAAACAGUGCAGCGCUAUGUCUUCCUGAAGCGAAAGAAGAAGCUCGAGGCUGAUAAGUCGACGGUGUAUUGCCCCCGGCAAUGGUGUCAGGGCGCGGCUCGCUCUAAGAAACACCCGAAGCCUGCGGAUCCUAUGGCAAAUGACCUGGAGGAGUCUGACGAGGAAGACGAUGAGGUCGCCUUCGACCCUCUUGGAGAUGAGGCCCAGUUACCGCCAAUGGCAGACCGUGUUGCUAUCUGCGAAGACUGCAAUUAUGCAUUCUGCAGUGUCUGUAAAAAGGGCUGGCAUGGCGAGCUAGUACGCUGCUUCCCUCGACGGGAGGCGGAACUGUCGGCAGAAGAAAAGGCUACAGAGGAAUAUCUGAAGAUGUACACCUCUCCUUGCCCGACUUGCAGCGCUCCUUGUCAAAAGCAAAUGGGAUGUAACCACAUGAUCUGCUUCAAGUGCGACACACACUUCUGUUACCUCUGUUCCAGUUGGCUCUCGGAAGACAACCCUUACCGUCAUUUUAACGAACUUGCUAGCGGAUGCUAUAAUCGACUCUGGGACAUGGAAGGUGGCGAUGGCAUUAAUCCGGACGGGGCUGAGGCUCUCCACCGCGUUCCCAAUCACCUCGUCGAUUUUGACGAGAGCGAUGAUGAGGACCAGCCUGCAUGGCGUUUUCAAGGACAACCUCCGCCUCCUGCCCCAGCACCGCCGCGAGCCAACCAGGGCGCAAACAGACCCGGGCACCGCGAAGGCGGCGGAAAUGCAAACAACCUCGAUGCAGCAGGCAUGGCCGCCGCCGCAGAGCGACAAGCCCAAGCACAAGCCAUCGCCGAAGUGCGAGGUCGUCCCGGGGCUGAGGGGCCUCGGCCGCAAGCUAACGGAGACGGCGCCGCUCGACCGGGGCAAGUCAGACAUCCAGGACUCCAACGAUUCUUGGAUUUGGUUCAGAAUGAUCGAGAAGACGAAUGGGAUAGUGACGAACUUGACGAUGACUUCUAA
Molecule: messenger RNA, 1854 nt
Organism: Aspergillus affinis
Lineage: Eukaryota; Fungi; Ascomycota; Eurotiomycetes; Eurotiales; Aspergillaceae
Product: RBR-type E3 ubiquitin transferase
Exons: 1
Coding region: 1-1854 (617 amino acids)
Biological process (GO): positive regulation of proteasomal ubiquitin-dependent protein catabolic process; ubiquitin-dependent protein catabolic process; protein polyubiquitination
Cellular component (GO): cytoplasm; ubiquitin ligase complex
Molecular function (GO): ubiquitin protein ligase activity; zinc ion binding; ubiquitin conjugating enzyme binding
Source: RefSeq, a predicted model, not a curated record